AUGCUGGAUCAGCAACAUCAGGAGGCACAGGAUCAGAUCGGAGGUGCUCGCGCCCUGCUGGAGCUGGGCACAAAACAGAAGGAAGGCGGAGAUCAAAACAACGACGUCGACCAGCAAUCCAAGCACGACGAUGAGGACGAGCCGCUUGACAGAUCGAGGAAGCGGAAUUUUUCCAACGACGACGACAUGUCGCAGCUAGAAUUCCAGCAGUGGACCACUGGAUUUUUGGCCGACGAUUUGGAGGGCCAGGAAGGCGACAACGACACCGAUGGGUACCAUUUUGGGAACCAGUCUGGGCUCGGAAUCCCUUCGUUGAGUCAGAACAGUUCAAAGAGACCAAAGAAGACCCCGCGAAAGGAUACGAACGGCAUAAGUGGCAGAAACAGUACGCCAUCCACGAGUAACGUUCACCCCGUGAGAAUAAAAAAUAUCAAUGUGGACCCGGAACUGGCAAACCUCGACACCUCUUCGUUUGUCCAGGAUGCCAUGAUUGAUGCCAGAACACUGGCCAGUCUGGGAUCUAUUGACCACGAAUAUCUGAGACAUGCUGCAGAGGGCGCACAUUCAGAGUCUGCCGAGGACGAGGUCCAGCAUUUGGCAGUCCAAGCUGUUAAUCAGGCUGUUGCUGCCGCGCAAGCCCAGGCCGCCGCUGUGAUGGAGAAAAACGAUCACCAGUCGAACGGAGAGGCACACGACAGAAAACAUCUACCGACUCCGCCUUUGCAGCCGGACUCUCAGCAGGACAGGUCUGGGUCUCGAGGAAUGACUCCUUCGGGCCAUCCAUUUUCUGUGCCAAGCGCAGAGACAGCCGCGCUGGUUGCCGAGGCUGCUGAGAAGGCACGAAGCUACGUCACCGUUCACUCGCAAGGACGCUCGUUUUCCAAAGAAGAGUCGAACGCAAUCGACCUGUUUAUCACAGAGUACCAGAACAUUAACAACAUGACCAGAGAGGAGAUUUGCAAGCGGAUUUGGUCGAAUGAGCGGAAGAAGGACGAUUUUUGGGAAUCGCUGCAGAAGGUGUUGCCCGAAAGAACGCGAGCAUCGUUGUACAAGCACGUUCGCAGAACUUACCAUAUAUUUAAUGUGAGAGGAAAAUGGUCGCCUGAGGACGACGAACGCCUUGCCCAGCUGGCUGCCAAGAUGGAGGGCCAAUGGAAGGAGAUUGGAAGGGAGAUGAACAGAAUGCCAGAGGACUGCAGAGACAGAUGGAGGAACUACGUCAAGUGCGGAAAUAAUAGGCUAAGACACAAGUGGUCUUUGGAGGAGGAAGACAAGUUACGGAGCGUGAUACACGGCAUGUUGCGAGAACAGACGGCCAACUCUGAGUCGAUGGACGUGGAGCCGGUGAUCAACUGGACCCUGGUCAGCGAGAGAAUGGGCGGCACACGUUCUAGAAUCCAGUGCAGAUACAAAUGGAAUAAGCUGGUGAAGCGCGAAGCUGGAAACCGUGCGCGAAGCGUAGACUUGGAAACCAGAAACUGGCUACUUGCGCGGUUAAGAGAGAUUUGGAACCGCGAGGGUACAGAUUCCAUUGACUGGGAUACCUUGGCAUCUUUACACCCAAGCAAUGCUUGGUCGGGUGCAGAUUUCAAAAAAUGUUUCGAAAAAAUGAAGUCCACCAUUACCGGUUAUAAGAAGAAACCGUUCAUUGAGAUUGUGGACACAUUGCUACAAGAAAACACAGAGAACUAUUUCGACUCCGAGAACAAGAGCGUAGACAAGAAGAAGGAGGCGGACAGGCCGGACUCCAAGAAACCCGAGGCGGAGGUGUCGCUUUCCGAGCUUCAGGAUUUGGUGAAACGGGAAGUCGAGGCCAUUGAGUUUCAGUAA
This is a messenger RNA of Ogataea angusta, 1830 nucleotides long. RefSeq lists its product as uncharacterized. Gene Ontology annotation, cellular component: nucleus. Bases 1 to 1830 code for a protein of 609 amino acids. NCBI's taxonomy places the organism in Eukaryota, Fungi, Ascomycota, Pichiomycetes, Pichiales, Pichiaceae. The transcript has a single exon. Gene Ontology annotation, molecular function: DNA-binding transcription factor activity; transcription cis-regulatory region binding. Gene Ontology annotation, biological process: regulation of DNA-templated transcription. The record is from RefSeq and is a predicted model, not a curated record.